AAAUAUAUAUAUUUUAAGUAACAAAAAAAAACGAGUUUGAAGAAAAGAAAACCCUUGGAUUUCACAAUGCAAGAGUUAGAGCAAUGGAAGGAACAUGUUUCUCAUCUCUGGAAUGUGGCAAAUGAUUAUCUUCGCCAGCUUCCCCCAAAUCAACUCUAUGCCGCUGUUGCGGUCGCCGUUUUCACAACCCUGCUUCUUCUCUUACUUCGGUUUUUGAAACGCACCAAGUCUAACACCAUUGUGUUGACUGGACUCAGUGGCAGUGGGAAAACCGUUCUCUUCUAUCAGCUUAGAGAUGGCUCUACUCACCAGGGUACUGUUACAUCAAUGGAACCAAAUGAAGAUACUUUUAUUCUUCAUGGUGAAACAACGAAGAAGGGCAACAUAAAACCUGUUCAUAUUGUUGAUGUUCCUGGACAUUCUCGUCUUCAACCCAAAUUGGAUGAGUACAUACCUCAAGCAGCUGGCGCUGUCUUUGUGGUUGAUGCUUUGGACUUCUUACCAAAUUGUCGUGCUGCCUCAGAGUACCUAUAUGAUCUAUUGACCAAGGGAAGUGUUGUGAGGAAGAGGAUUCCUCUGCUUAUUCUCUGCAACAAAGCAGACAAAGUUACUGCUCACACUAAAGAAUUCAUCCGCAGACAGCUCGAGAAAGAAAUUGACAAAUUACGGUCAUCAAGAAGCGCGGUUUCAGAAGCUGACGUUACAAAUGAGUUCACUUUGGGAGUACCUGGCCAGCCAUUUUCCUUUACUCAGUGCUCUAACAAAGUUACAACUGCAGAUGCUUCUGGUUUAACUGGAGAGAUAUCUCAGCUACAAGAGUUUAUCAGAGCAUAUGUGAAGCCAUAGUUGGAUAUAAUGUUUAAAUUAAGGUUUUUGUUAAAUUAAACUUGUUAUGAAUGGGAUUGUUCCUCUUGGAUGUUACUGCUACGUGUUAAAAAUCAACACAGUAUGAGGUUGUCAGGGUAGAAAUCACUAUGCUUGGAUUCAACUAUACUGGAUCAUGGAUUUUCCUUA
This is a messenger RNA of Lathyrus oleraceus (garden pea), 1014 nucleotides long. RefSeq lists its product as uncharacterized. The coding region runs from base 67 to 846 and encodes 259 amino acids. The transcript is spliced from 6 exons. Gene Ontology annotation, biological process: protein targeting to ER. Gene Ontology annotation, cellular component: signal recognition particle receptor complex. Lineage: Eukaryota; Viridiplantae; Streptophyta; Magnoliopsida; Fabales; Fabaceae. The record is from RefSeq and is a predicted model, not a curated record.